This is a messenger RNA of Ostrea edulis (European flat oyster), 5979 nucleotides long. Its product is annotated as TP53-binding protein 1-like. Gene Ontology annotation, biological process: DNA damage checkpoint signaling; positive regulation of transcription by RNA polymerase II. NCBI's taxonomy places the organism in Eukaryota, Metazoa, Mollusca, Bivalvia, Ostreida, Ostreidae. Gene Ontology annotation, molecular function: histone binding. The transcript has 34 exons. The record is from RefSeq and is a predicted model, not a curated record. Gene Ontology annotation, cellular component: nucleus. The coding region runs from base 361 to 5199 and encodes 1612 amino acids.
GAGGUUGUGACGGAGCGCGGGAAGUGGGGAAGUGUCAACAAAUUUCGAAUUUCCUCCAAUAGCUCAGCUGUGUAAACUACAAAAUAUGCCAUUACGCUGAAAAUAUGUCAUAAUGUUGAAGUUUAUGGACUAGAAUAGUGUAAGAUAACAUAGGCUCUAUUGAUCGUAUUCGAUUUAUUAUUUUUGAUAGCGGUAAACCUACCCCAGCAAACAAGUCGGGUAUAUGUGUGUACAUUUGUACACAAGUAACACAACUGUCUUGUAAAUUGUGAUGUACUGAAGACAGACUGGCAAUUUAAGAUCAGACUGGCAAGCGAGAGGUAUAGCUCAGUAAGUGAGUAACCUGGUCAUUGUAACGGUAUGGAGGUAGAGGAUUCAGACUCAGCAAGCGUGGAAUACGAUUUUGAGACACAGCCCGGAAGUGUUGGUUUCAUGGUACUAGCUUCACAAUCAGAAUCCCAGGCCAAGAACACAGAAGAGGUCGAUGUACUGCAGAUGUGGCCUGCCCUACAGCCGAGAGAGGAACAGAAAGAGGAAAACCAGUCUGAGAAGUCAGGUAGACAAUGUCUCACAGCUGUAAUGAACAGAUCUCUAGAGGAAAAUAAUCCAACAGAAGCUGUACAAGUUUUGGCCACUGAAACAGAACUAAGUGAGUCGGAGCUUGAGCCCGAGGUGACAGUGAUUGAAAAGCCAGGAGAGAGGUAUAUAGGUUCACCCCAUUCACAAGCCAGAGAUGAGAAACAAACACCAAGUAGUGAUGGAAAGGCUGCAGCAUUAUUCCGGUCCAUGUCUCCACAGGACAUGUUUGACAAUGAAGAUGAAGAGAGAGAGAUCUGCACUCCAGCAGGUUUUGUUGGGUCUCUACAUUUGUCUAAUCAGGCCAUGCUAGUCCCAGAAACUACCGACUCAGAGUGCCCACUUCCUUCCACACCCGAGGAGCUAGAGGGACUCCCUAAAAUCAUACCCAGCUCGCCCACUGAUGGCUCAUUUAUAGUGGAUGAAUCAAUGCCUGUUCACUAUGACCCAAGAGAGGACUCGACGCUGGCAGACGAAAUCACUGUCAUACAGAAAAGCAGAAAGUUGGAUCCACCUGAGCUGUCACAGAAGAAGCCUCAGAGUUCUGAGGAAAGAGAAGACGAAGGAAAACAAAGGGUCGAGUCUGAGUCUGCGGAGUAUAACCCUAAGAGAGAGUCCACGCUGGCAGGACGUUCUGAUGACGAGCCGUCUCUUCAUCUCCAUUACUCAGAAACCCAGGGAUCCACACAUAGACAGCUAUUAUCAAGGACACAGUUAGAUGACUUAACGACAGAUAUAAAUGAGCAGAAAGGAGAUUCUGUGGAGUUUAUUGGAACAGAGUUUCUAGAUAUGGAUGUCAUAUCUAUCAAGAGCACAGAUGCUACAGAGAUUGAUGAAGUGCCAGAGUCUCAGGAGGAGUUAUCAUUGAGACUGACACCAUCACAGAGUGAUAAAUCAGGUAGAGAAACAACAGAUACUGAGGUAGUUCCGCAGCAAAAUAGAGAAAGGCUGCCAUUGGUCAAAAGUCAGGACCUUGUCACAGAACGGACAUCUCUACAAAAGAGACAGACAUAUUUGUCCCAGCCUACAGAAUGGGACAGGAUGGCAGGAACGGAUUGGAGGAGACUCCGCACUGUAGAGUCCAGGGAUGAGGAUGGAGCCGGGAUGGCUGAGUCAGAAAACUUUGCCUUGUCACUGCCAAAAGAUGGCGAACUGCUACAUCCCUGUAAUGUCUCCCCAGAGAAGUCUCCCAAAUCUGGUAUAAACAGCCAGGCCAGUGAGAAAAGUAUUAAAAAGGCAAGACAGACGACAAGUACUGCACUGGUAGAGAGAUACAAGGAACCCCAUACCAGGUCAAGGACACAGGAAGGUCAACAUGUUUUUGAUAGUCUUGAACCAGGACCCAGUGGUCUCAAUUUACAUUGUAGUUCAGAAGAUACACCUCCCCAAGCACCUGUGACAACAGAGUCCCAGGUGUCUAAUCGCAGCUUCAUGCUUCAACGACCAGAUGCACAGAGUGAAGCCACCAGAGAAUCAGAGGACACUCAGCAGAAUAUCUUCAGAAGAAGUGUGUCUGCCAAAGAUUCUCCAAGAAAGAGAGUGAUUGAAGAGGACAGUGAUGAUGAAGUAACAAUAGUUCAAAAGUCUAGGAAAACUCAGUCUUCACAUCAGCACAAAUCAGACGAGGACAUUAGUUUUAAAGAAAACCAUUCUCAGUCCAGGCAACCUAGCACUCCUAAAGCGAUAACAAUGGAACAUUCCUCACAGCUGACUGACAAGGGAACAUCAGGGAUGACUGCAUUAAGGAAGAUUCCAUCUCUCUCUAGUGAGGGAAGUCAAUCCAGAGUAUCACUACACAAAAAGACUUCAGUAUCCACGGAAGGCGGAUACCAGGCCAGUGUAGAGGACGAACAGAGUGUUUCACACUUUCCUGAACCUGAAGCAGUUGUUCGGAGUCAUGAACCUGAACCGUUGACAGCGAUACCAGUAGAUAUCUUUGAAUCAGGGGGCACUGGUGCAGUGCGUGACCCAGAACCUGAAACUAUUGAAGUCACCAUUGGACAGCGUAGGAGGACAGCUAAACCUAUCAUGCACACACCUGUCUCUGGAAAGAAGAGGAAACGACUGACAAAGCUCAAGAUUGGAAACCGCCUUGAGAAAUGUUCCCCGCCUAAAACCACGGAAACACCCAAUCUGUUGAAAACACCCACACUCAUAACCACAACUGCUUCGUCUACAAGUAGUGAGGAGACCUCCCAGAUGAACACGGCCAAGCCAAGUUUAUUGACGGAGAGAUCCACCAUUAUUCUGUCUCCACCUCUGGCCCGGGCGUCAUCUCUUGAAUCGGUUCUUUCCCGUCCACCUUUAAUGUCUACCUCUGAAACGCCAACUAAUCGGCCAACAAAGGCAAGGUCUAGUAGAACAGAACCAAGGUUUAAGAUUCCAAUGAGGACGGACUUAGAAAAGUCAUUAAAUAUAGAACAGCAGCUGACAGCUUCGGAGGCAUUUGAGCGUAAAACAAUAAUAGUCAAGAUAAAGCAGUUUGAAGUUCGGACAGAGAUAACCGAAGUGAUACAACAAGGAAAGGUUUUGUCGAAAUCUGAAAAGGAGAUUUCUAAAGAACCUGUGACAGUGAAAGUUAAAACUUACCAGGAAAUAGAGACAUUGUCUCCAAGUUCUUUGUCACCUUCACGCACAAUUAGUUCCUUGACCUCUGGUGACCUUGGGGACAUUAGUUCAAGCAUGUCACGAUCUGGUUCAUCCAAUGUUCCUUCUUCACUGAGUGAACAUGAUAUACCAUCAAGGCAACCCAGUGUCAACAGCCUGGAGGCCAGUUCAAUGGAGGUGAUCUCCCCUGCCCAGGACUUGCCAGGGCCCAGCGAAAGAAAUGUGGCUCCGUUGACUACAGUUACCCCAUCAAUUCCAGCUUCAGCACCAGCUUCCGAUUCUUUUACACCCAAUGUCUCUGCUGGAUUUGUUGUUAAUUCACCGUCUGGAAGCAGAGAAUUAGUAGCUGAUAAACCGACGACCAGCACAGGAUAUGCUGGAGAAGUUCGUGAGGAUGAUGUGCCAAAGUCUGGGUCCAGUGGAGAAAUCAGUUCUGAUAUACCAUUCCAAGAUGAACAAAAUAUCACAGCCACAACAGAAAGCACUGGAGUAGGAUUGAUUAGAACUGAACCUGUCAAAGGUUCUCGAAUUAUGGCGAAGUGGAAGGAUGGAUAUUUUUAUCCAGGAACAAUACUGAAGCUGGAUCCAUCCAGAUACCAGGUGAAGUUUGACGAUGGAGACUCCCGUUACGUGAGACAGUCGGAGGUUCUGUUGAUAGAACGACUCCCCCUAGGACAACCGGUCAUGGUCCAGUCUCAGGAUGGCUUCUUUGAUGCUGGUUUGAUCAUUGGCCAGACGAAGAGGGGAGGGGUUCUACAAUAUUCGGUAGAAAAGGACUCGGGCCAAAAUAGAUUAUUUCACAGCAGUCAGGUGAUUCUGAGUGUGGACCAAGCCAACCUUCUAUUAUCAGACCUUCCAACAACCUCCCCACAAAGAGCUGCUGCAGUCAUUGAACCCAAUCCAUCCAAUGUCAGCCUAGAUAACCUCGUGGAUGGAAAACGAAGGGUGGGCAGCAGGUACAUGCAGAGUGAUUGGCAUGCUGAAUCGUCUUCUGCGUCACCUGUUAAAUCUAAGACACACAGACCAGCAGCUGACCAACCAGUGGAGCCGGACAAACCGUCCUUGUCCAGGGGGGUCAGAAGGAAAAUCCCUCCACUACCCCAGCAAGCCACCAGUACACCCACACCAAAAGAAAAGAAGCGAGGGACACGGAAAGCUGUCGACCCGGAAUCUACACCUACCUAUCCCGAUGUGUCAGUGGCAGUGUCUCCUAUUGAACCGAGGCGAUCACCCAGGAAAACUAGACAGGGAUUGUUUGAAAAACAGAAACAGUCUUCCAAUGCCUUACCGUUCCGUGGUCUGGUGUUUCUCCUGACAUAUGUCGAGAAGUCCAAAGAUCUGAAGGAAGAAGAAAAGUCCCUGUUGAAGAACCCGUACCUGACCUCUGAUGAGAGUUCCGCAGAAAAUCCAGAUGAUGCGGCGCCUCAGUUUGACAAACAAGACAUCACUAGGCGGAUUCAGACCGGGGGAGGAACCGUCCUGGAGAAAUUUGACGAGGCGGCUAUUGCCAAUGCCAAGCAGUGUUUCUUGAUUUCCAAUUCCUACCAGAGGACCAUUAAGUACUUUCAGUGUUUGGCAGCAGCCAUUCCAUGUGUGUCCCAUCUCUGGAUCAGGGACUCAUCUAAUCAGGGUGUGUUGUUGGACUACAAAGCUUACAAACUGCAGGCGGGGGUCAGUAUAGAGAAAAGGAAGAUCAUGGAAUGGUCUUACAGAAAAGGGGAUCUACAGGGAUUUUCUGUUUAUGUUUCAUCAUCUCACAAAAAAUUCCUGGAGGAGUGGUCCUUCAUACUAAAGUUAGCUGGGUGUCAUGUUCUGCAAAAGCUGCCAGCAGUGAAUUCAGAUACUCCAGUCAACGUGAUUGUGACAGAUCUCACAUGCCCUAAAACUGUCGUACGUCGAAGCUUGAAGUCGGGCAUCCCACUGGUGGCCUCAGAGUGGGUCAUGCAGUGCUUGAUUAAUGGUAAAAGACUCAGUUUUACGGGUCACCCAAGGUACAGUUACGACUUUAACUCGUGAAGGAUCAUCAGACACUCGGUGUCUGUGGAUAUGGAAGUCACAAACAAGAAACUAAACUCUUGUGGAUGUGUGCUUACACGUACAUGUAGAGCCACCUACAUGAUUUAUACUGCUUAGUAAAUAUCUCAUCGAAUACAGCCAAUUAUGAGCAAAGUUUCUGGUAAACAUAUAGUAUGUACAUGUGUGUAUUGUGAAUUUCAUUUAUCUUUUUUUACUGUUUCGUGUUUUAAACCAUUGCAAUAUUUUUGUUUUGUUUUUGUGGCAGCAAACUAAGUUUUAACUAAGUUUUGUAAAUAUUAUACUAUUUUAUAGUUUAUUUGAUUUUCAUUGUACUCUGAAUGAAUUUCUUGAAUGUGGAGAAAGUUUUUUUUUUAAAAAUGUGCAUUUUUAUCUGAAAUAGUACUCACAACUUUAAUAGCAUACAGUAUGUACAUGUACAUCUCUUUUAAUUGUGUGGAAGAAAGAAAACAUUUUACUUAACUAACUUGACUUUGUAGUGGGGUAAACAGUUUUUAAAAUAUCAUCUUUUGAAAAACAAAAUGAUUUGAAAUCAGACAUUUUCCGAAAUUUGAUGUAUAUUUAAAGACCAUAGCAUUUUAAUUGUCUUACUAUUAAUUAUUAGUAGAGAUGACAAACUUUUAUAAUGAAGUGACAGAUUUCUCUAUCAUGUGUUUUAAACAUGUACAUGUAAAUUUCUUUUUGCCAGUCGCAUGAUUUGUUAUGAUGAUCAUUGUGCCAAAACUAUAUAGUUCUUAUGACUGAUUAAACAGUAUAACUGUU